CGGACUGACAACUCAUGGGGCCCCCGGGCAAUAGGGGAUCAUGGGGCCCCUGUGUCCUUGCCCAAACUCAAAAAAGCCUAUGAAAAAGGUACCAGGGGCAUCUCAUGGGGCCCACUACUGACCCCGGGCCCUCGGGCAGUGCCCGAGGGCCCCAUGAGUUGUCAGUCCGCCCCUGGUUAGUGCUAUUAAAAAACUACAUCAUACAAGUCCUUUUAUCCACAGUUCAGCUGUAUCUACCACAUGACAUGAGUCCAUUUUUAAAUUGGCAGAUUCAUUCUGAA
Messenger RNA from Staurois parvus, 281 nucleotides. NCBI's taxonomy places the organism in Eukaryota, Metazoa, Chordata, Amphibia, Anura, Ranidae. The record is from the annotation of a GenBank genome assembly.